AUGUUCAGGUGGAAAGCCCCUUUCUCUUUCUCCUCCGUUCACAUCAGGUGUCUUCCCCUAAACUCUGGGAAAGAUGAAUUCAAGGGAAAGCACGUGGAUGGAAGGAAGACUGGAACCACCCCGCCGGAAGCUGAUCCAGUGCACACUGAGAGUUCGGUACGCUUUGAUGGUGUGGGUGGUCUCUCUCACCACAUUUCAGCCUUGAAGGAGAUGGUCCUGUUUCCACUGCUUUACCCAGAAUUCUUUGAGAGAUUCCAAAUCCGGCCCCCCAGAGGCUGUCUGUUCUAUGGCCCACCAGGCACUGGAAAGACACUGGUGGCUCGAGCGCUCGCAAACGAAUGUAGGCAGGGAGACAAGCAAAUAGCGUUCUUCAUGAGAAAAGGUGCCGACUGCCUCAGUCAAUGGGUAGGAGAAUCCGAGCGACAGCUGCGCUCAUUAUUUCAGCAGGCCUAUGAGAUGCGGCCUUCGAUUAUUUUCUUCGAUGAGAUCGAUGGUCUCGCCCCUGCGCGCUCCAGUCGCCAAGACCAGAUUCACAGUUCUCUUGUCACAACGCUCCUGGCACUUAUGGAUGGCUUAGACAGCAGAGGAGAGAUCGUGGUCAUUGGAGCCACCAACAGGCCAGACUCCCUGGAUCCUGCUUUACGAAGGCCUGGACCCUUUGACAGGGAGCUCCUUUUCACCCGGCCAAACAAAGAGGCUCGCAAAGAGAUUUUCCAGAUCCACACGAGAGACUGGAGCCCUAAGCCACCGGACGCGCUGCUUGAUGAGCUUGCUGAGAAAUGCGUCGGAUACUGUGGGGCUGACAUUCAGUCCCUCUGCGCUGAAGCUGCCCUCUGCGCUUUGCAUCGACGCUAUCCCCAGAUCUACACAAGCAGUCAGAAGCUGCAGAUCGAUGUUGCUGCCAUUGAAAUCACAGCAACAGACUUUCUCGUGGCUAUGCGGAAGACUGCACCAGCUUCACAGAGGGCUGUGGCUUCCCCUGGACAACCACUGUCACCCAUUUCCAAGCCACUGCUUCAGAACACGCUGGAGAGGCUCCUAAAAGGCGUGCAGAGGGUGUUUCCCCACGCAGCGCUUGCACUCAAGAAGGACCGACAGCCAGAUGGUACCAAUCAUUUCUUAGAAAAUGCCUGCAUGGACAGUGAUGAGGAGUCACCUUCUGGUCUUGAAGAUGAGCCGUUUCAUCCACGGCCUGGCCAGCAAGAGCAUACCUUCCUUAGCUGUAGCAGCAAUGCUUGUUGCCAGCCAGCAUGUCACAGGCCCAGGUUCUUAAUUGCUGGAGAGCCCGGAUACGGGCAAAGUUCUCACCUGGCGCCUGCACUAAUACACGCGCUGGAGAGGUUUCCGGUUCAUGUGCUGGACCUGCCCGCUCUCUUUGCUUGCAGCACCUCACCCGAAGAAAGAUGCACACAGUUGAUCUGGGAAGCCCAGCGGACAGCACCGAGCAUCAUUUAUAUUCCACAUAUCCAUGCCUGGUGGGAGGCUGCUGGAGUCACCUUGAGAGCUACGCUCACAACAUUACUAGAGCACAUUCCAGCAUAUGCUCCAGUGCUGUUGCUCGCUACAUCGGAUGUCUGCCAUGCAGAUCUCCCGGAAGAGGUACAAGCAUUGUUUUCUGAGAUUUAUGGAGAAGUUUUCAAUGUCCAGUCACCUAGCGAGGAGGAAGGCAGAAAGUUUUUUGAGGACUUGCUUGUCCAGCAAGCUGCUAAGCCUGCGGUGCCACCAAAGAAAGCAGCUUGUCAGGCACUGGAAGUCCGGCUUGUGCCAUUACCACCUGAGCCUCGACUGCUGACAGAGGGGGAAGAGAGGCAGCUUGAGGAGCAAGGGGAUGAGACACGGCCAGCGGUGCCUGGAGAUUCCAGUACACCCCUCUCUGCUGCUGCCUGCAGACAAAAGCGAAGGAGGAGCACAUCACCCUCAGAGAGCCUAGCAGAGAAGAGGCGGAAAUGUUCACCGCGUGCUGAGACGGAGGCCAGCAUCUGUCUCUGGCACCUGCUGAAUGUCGCUGGCAAGGCAACAAGGGACUGCAACAUCCGCCACCUUGAAAAACUACACCUGGUGCUCAGCCAGUGCGUUUACCGCCAUCGGCAAGACGAUGACAAAACGCGGUUAAUAGAGGGCCAUCACAGGCCAGUGGACACCAAGAAGGGGAAGCUGGCCAAGAUGCUCACCGGGAGUAUGACCUUCGGCCCAGGAACACUGCUGUUCAGUAUCAAGAGCCUUUGCAACGUGGGUUACGUGCACCUGUCCUCAGAAGACGAUGAAGAGCCAGAAGAGGAUGAUGGCAAGGAUACUCCAAAGCCAUCUGACCUCAGGCAAACAGCUGAAGACACUCAAGCCCCACUGGAAGCCAGAAUCCCCUUCCACAAACUGUCAUUAGACAGUUUCAUCGUGAAGUACAAAACUGUCCACCUGCCCUUCUUCACGCUUGGAUAG
Rhea pennata is the source of this 2436-nucleotide messenger RNA. RefSeq names its product ATPase family AAA domain-containing protein 2-like. Gene Ontology annotation, biological process: positive regulation of transcription by RNA polymerase II. The record is from RefSeq and is a predicted model, not a curated record. Bases 1 to 2436 code for a protein of 811 amino acids. Gene Ontology annotation, cellular component: nucleus. The transcript is spliced from 17 exons. Lineage: Eukaryota; Metazoa; Chordata; Aves; Rheiformes; Rheidae. Gene Ontology annotation, molecular function: chromatin binding; ATP hydrolysis activity; ATP binding.